CUUCGAUAUCCACUUGACCGAAAAGAUCCGAUCAAUCUUCGGUCUUCGUUCGGAAAAGCCAAUAUCGUCGUGUUGAAUUCGUAUACCCUGCACUGUAUUUCAAAGCGCAUUCAACAAUUUAUCUUUUUUAUAAAAUGAUUUUUUCUAUCAUUGAUUUUAUUGCAUUUCAAUUCAUACGUCGAAUUCGUCACGAAUAGAGAAAUAUUUUCUUGAUUGUUUACAAUUAUAUGGUUUCAUAAAAAACGUAGGAAAGAGUAUAAGCGAGAUAUUAACCUUUACUACUGAUAAAAUAAAAGAAAUUUUAUAUUUAUAAGAGACAUAAAAAAGAUCAAAUGAAAUAGUGAAUUUUCAUCGAUGUGCUUAUUCGAUUAGCCUGAUCGUUUUAGAAAGCAAAUAAAAGAAAAAACGAAAAAAAAGUAUCGUAGUAAGGGUUUCGGAAUACCACGGGACGGAGGUGAACUGCUCGCAAGCGCGAUGAGCCGGCGCGCUAGUACUCCUAGCAGACGACAUGUUGGCUGUAGGGAACACCUCGUCUCGGACGUUUCGAUCGCGAGUUUCCUUGAAAAUUUUUAAGUGAGAGGAGAGUAAACAGGAUCGGUAAAAACGAGGUACAUUGAGAAGUGACUAGAUCGUGGUAUUGGGUUCAAUUAAUAAUGCUGAUGUAGUGGCGGUGAUUGUGUUCGUGGGAUUUUAAAGGGAUUUUAAGGAGGCAGAGGAAGGCGGCGGUGGCGGUGGCGGCGGCAAAGCAGACGGCAUUAAAUGACGAGAAGGGGUUCGAACGUGCCCCCAAAAAAGCGGGUAUUCAGGAAGGAUUCUCGUUCGAAUGGUUUAAAGCACAAAUGAAAUGAUAGCUCGUGGUCACGAAUGAAAGUGAGAAGAGAAGGAGAAAAAGUUAGAAGGAAAGGAUGGAAAGACGAGGAGAGGACUGGUAACAAGCAAGUGUAGAAAGGGAAGGUGGAAAAGGAGUAGAAAGAAGAGGAGGUUCAUCGUUGGAUUUCUAGCACAUUGACUUUCCUUUCUGUAGACGAAGACGAAUGAUUAUUCCGACUUGAUUUGAAAUCGCGAGGAAGCGAGAGCAAGUGUGUCGAGAGCCGAUCUAUUUUAACGUCUCAGUGUUUCGUGUUGGCCGUCGUUAAGGGGGGAGAAGUAAAGAGGGUGGUGGUUGUGGCAGUGGAGGUGGUAGGGUCUGGGAGGUGGCGAGGUCGCGUAUACGCGUUGUAUCCCUUCCUUCCUCUCCUGGAACGGAUUCGCGCGAGACGUCGUCAUUGUCAGCCUUGCUACCCAGGUGCUGUUUCUGUCUCUUUGGCACCCCUCGCGAUCGAAGGACUGGUCGGUGAAAGAGGAAUAGACUAUUCUCGUUGUCGUCGUCGUCGUCGUCGCUGUUGUUGACCAGCCAACCGGCUAGCCCAAGCGGUUGCUCAGAAAUGUUCGUUGACUCAUCAAUUCAUCGACGAUAGUAAUGCUGGUAGUUAUGCUUUCGCUUUCAGUUAUGGACCAGUGGAAGCUGUGGUUAAAAAAAAUAUGAAGUGAGUAUAGUGUGAGAUAUUCGUCGACGUACGCACAUAUAUAUCAAGUGGAAAGGUGAUAAAGAGAGAAAGACAAAAAGCAGAAGGAUACUCCUCCGAGGUAGAGAGAGUGAGAGAGAGAGAGAGAGAGAGAGAGAGAGAGAGAGAAAGAGAGAGAGAGAGAAAAAGAGAGAGAGAGAGAGUGAGAGUGAGUGAGUGAGCAAGGUGUGAGUAACGGUGAUCGUUGCAAAGCCCUUGUAUUCGACGAAGUGCAAAAGAAACGGAGUGUAAGUUUGGAGGUACAAGCAAAUUGGCGAUAAAGCGCGAUCCAUCACUGACGAACGGAACGGAGAAACUGUACGUAGGAAUUCGUGGAAAAGGAACGUGCCUUAACGAACGGCGGGAGAGGGUGCGCUUUUCGAACAUCCUCACGUCGUCGAUGUCGUUGCCGUUGCCGUUGCCGUUGCCGUCGUCGUCGUCGUCGUCGUCGUCGUCGUCGUCGUCGUCGUCGUCGUCGUCGUCGUCGUCGUCGUCGUCGUCGUCGUCGCCGUCGUCGUCGUCGUCGUCGCCGUCGUCGUCGUCGUCGUCGUCGUCGUCGUCGUCGUCGUCGUCGUCGUCGUCGCCGUCGCCGUCACCAUCGCCGUCGCCGCCACCGCCGCCGCUGUCGUCGUGGUCGUCAUUGUGGUCGCCGUUGUAUCGUCGUCUCCGGUGUAGCCAUAUUCUCGUGUGUAUUCUAGCGGUCCUGUAGAAGUACGCGCGCGCGCGCACUCUUUUUAUUCGGUGGAGGGGUGGUGUCGAUCUUUUCCUUGUCGAUAAGAAGAAAAAAAGGAAGAUCGGCAGAAGUGGCAAGGAAUAACGAGAAGGGCGAGUCACGUGUGUCUUUCUCGUGGUGUGUCAUGGGGUGCUUCGGCAGCCAAAGCAGUAAGGCCAGUCAGGAUGAUAGCAAGAACCAGAAAAGACGCUCGGAUGCCAUUACCAGGCAACUGCAGAAGGACAAGCAAGUCUAUCGAGCUACUCACAGGCUCCUCUUACUCGGAGCGGGAGAAUCUGGGAAAAGUACAAUCGUCAAACAGAUGAGGAUAUUGCAUGUCAACGGUUUCAGCGAAGCAGAGAAGCGGCAGAAAAUCGAGGACAUAAAGAAGAACAUCAGGGACGCAAUACUGACGAUAACCAGUGCUAUGAGCACGUUAACGCCGCCCGUGACGUUGGAGGAUCCUGCAAAUCAGAGUAGAGUCGACUAUAUCCUGGACGUCUCGUCUUCCCCAGACUUUGAUUAUCCUGCGGAGUUCUACGAAAUCGUCGAAACAUUAUGGAAAGAUCGAGGCGUUCAGCAAAGCUUCGAGAGGAGUAACGAGUACCAGCUCAUCGACUGCGCCAAAUAUUUUCUAGACAAAGUAGCUAUUGUAAAACAACCGGACUACACGCCAACGGAGCAGGAUAUCCUGAGGUGUCGAGUCCUUACAUCCGGUAUCUUCGAAACUCGGUUUCAAGUGGACAAAGUAAAUUUUCACAUGUUUGACGUUGGUGGACAACGAGACGAAAGGAGAAAAUGGAUACAAUGUUUCAAUGACGUAACGGCGAUCAUAUUUGUAACAGCAUGUAGUAGUUAUAAUAUGGUACUCAGGGAAGAUCCGACGAAAUUGAGACUCCGGGAAAGUCUCGAUCUCUUCAAAAGUAUUUGGAACAAUCGGUGGCUCCGCACAAUUUCCGUGAUUUUAUUUCUAAAUAAGCAAGAUCUCUUGGCGGAGAAGAUAAAGGCAGGAAAGCAUAAAUUGGAGGAUUAUUUUCCUGAGUUCUCUCGUUAUCAAACGCCAGUCGAACCUGGUGUAGUCACAGAUCCCUCGGAACCUCCUGACGUCUUAAGGGCCAAGUACUUUAUCAGAGAUGAAUUUCUCCGUAUAAGCACAGCCAGCGGAGAUGGUAAACACUAUUGCUACCCACACUUCACCUGCGCCGUUGACACAGAAAAUAUCAAGAGAGUGUUCAACGAUUGUCGGGACAUCAUUCAGCGAAUGCACUUACGCCAGUACGAGCUCUUGUGACUUCAUUCCCGCCGACGUAUUGUCCUGUCGAGCAUUCGUCUUACUAUUAUGCUCCUGUUGUUCCACCACCACGAGCCGUUUCGAGCCAUACGAGAGAAGCUGUAUUGCCAUUACGUCUCGUAUCGCUAAGAAUAUAUUCUCGUGCCGCAAAAUAUGGCAAAUCGUAUCGAUAGAACGCGAACGGAACGACCUCGUCGCACGCGAAAAAGUAUACACACAACGUCGAGAGAAGAAGGAGUUAGCCCUCUCAUCGAGUAAGAAACACUUUUUUCUCCGCUAUGGAACUUAUGCUUCGUUAGUUUUCCCCAAAUGGAAUUUUCACGAUUCAUGGGAAAAAAUAACGGAUCUCCUAUACUGACGAAGAGUACGGAGGAAAGAAUUUUUCUCUCUCUGUGAGAUCGUUGUACGAGCCCUGACACAACGCGUGUAUCACGUCCUGCUCUCCACCUCCGAUCUUGCUAUCUUUUGCAAUAUAGACAUAUUUUGACACGUACUUUGACAUAUUCGGCUAAUUUUUUUCCUUUUUUUCUGUUUUUUUUCUUCUUUCUUCUUUUUUAGAUUUGUGGAGAGUCUGAAUGGCUGAGCGGUCGUCUUUACACCGGCCGCUGAUAACUUGUGCAAUUCUAAUUAUUAUCGUGUUAAUAUUAUUUUUAUUACAUAUCAAUUCGUUGAUAAGAGCAAAGGGAAGAUAAGCGAGGACCGUGAUAUAUAUCCCCUAGAUUAUUAAUAUUUAUCACAAAUUGCAUGCGUCGUCCUCUGGAAAACGUAUGUUCUUCUUUCAAUACACUCUUUAUCUAAACCUUGCGGCUCAAUUUAAUUGGUAAGAAUAUUCUUUAGGACUUUGGCCAUUUCUUCCUCUCUUUCCCUCUUUCUCUCCCUCCCUCGUUUUCAGGUAUAUAUUCUUUCGUAUCUUUCUUAGAAAGAAAAAACAAUCGAAUCCCUAGGACCGCCGAAAUCUUCCCUCAGUUUCGAAUCUCUGUUUCUUUUUCUUUUUCUUUUUCUUUGUUUAUUUGUCAUUGUUGUCGUAUCUUACGAUUUUAUCAGAAUCUCCCCAUAUUUCUGGUAAUUGAUUUUCUACUUCUGAAUCUCAACUUUUAAUCGCAUCAGUCCGACCCAUAGGAGUCUCAUCUGCACCUUUUUACGAGAAGAGUAUUUUAUGAAAUUUUACAGUAUUUCGAAGAGCGUUUUAAUUAUAUCUAUAAACUAUGUAUCGAAUAUGUACAGGGUGACCGUCCAUGAAUUUAUCUUUUUUAUCUAUAUUUCCUACGACAAAGAUUCCUCGUUAUAUGUCAUUUUCUACUGGUUUCCGUCAAAAGAUAAUUUUAUAAUGUGUACCUAGAUACAUAACGAUACUAAUAUAGCUAUUACGCGUGUAUCCAAAUUAAUGGAGCAAGUGCACCACGUUUAAGUUUCUUGUUAUACUAAUAUUACGUUCUCUCUUUGAACUUAGAAUGAGAAUACGUUGAUAGAUAAUAACAUACGUAAAUUUAAUUUUGAGAAGAAAAAGGUUCGUUUUAAAUUAAAUUGUCAGGAGAGAAUAUGUUCGUUAUCGCCCGGCGUAGCUUUUUAAAGAUAAUUUCUCUUUUGUUUAUGCGUUUAUUUAUCUUUUCCUCCUACUAACUUUGAAAGAGUACGAGAGUUCGAGCCAAGUAUCCUCUCUUAUGAAAUGCGACGAAAUUUGUGCUCUUUUUUUGACAUUUGGGACACCCUGUAUAUGAAAAAAAAUUUUCCUACUUUUCUCAGUGAUUCCGGCUAUGUAUCUUUUCUUUAAAUAUUACAUAACGAGACGACAAACGGGUUUCUGGGCUGUUACGAAGAUCGUGCAUGAUAUGAGAGAACAUCAUACGUAAAUCAGUGAUUUGACACGUUCGAAAAUGUUGAUAUUUCUUACGAUUAAAGACAGGCGGCUAACACUAAAAACACGACAUUGGCACAGUCCUCUAGCUGCUCUUCUUCUUCUUCUUCUUCUUACGUUUCUUCGUUUCUUUCUGGAUUGGGCACAAUGCGACAUUCUGUAUUUUAUAUUUUACUUUAUUGACCAUAAUUUUUUAUAUCAAUGAGUUUUCAAAAAUAUCGCAUCUUUAGAAAAGAAUAGAAAAGAGUAAUAUGUCCAAUAUUUAUACAAAUAAUUUUUCUUAUAUAAUUAUAAUUCAUUUUUAAUCUUUUAGAAUAUUCAUAGAAUAUUCUUCUUUUUAAUGUAAAAGCCUUCACUAUGCUGUAUCAAGUAUUGUUUUUAAUCAAUUCGUCCUAGUCCUUUUUUAUUAUGCAAUAAAAUGUAAACAACAAAAGAGUAAACGUCUCAGACAGUCAUGUACAAUAGGGAUCUAAAUAUGAAGACUAAUACUCGUAUUCUCGCGAGUACUUUAAGUAGUUUUAUUUCGUUUUUAAAUUCCUUCGUUUUCCAUAAUACUUUCGCUCGCCUCUGAAUAAUCGUUCCAAGCCUCUCUUUAGACUCAAGACUAAUAGAAUACAGAAGAGAAAGAAAUAAAAAAAGAAGGAAAGGAAAGGAAAGGAAAGGAAAUUUGUCGGUAAAUGAAAAAAUGUUAGAGCGUUAAAAAGGAUACUCUAUAUAUGUAUAUGUGUUUACAUACAUAUAUGCAUAUAUCCGCAUUAAAUGUAUUUUUGUGUAUCGAUAUUGAUGGGUGCGCUCACACAUAUUUAUGAGUACCUAUCGUACUAAAUACAUUAAGAAACAAGCCAUAAUCCGUACUUUUAUUUAUAUUUCUGUGAAGUAUUAUUUUUAUUAUAUUCGUUAAGGUACAUAGUGAUAAAAACGUGCAAGAGAAUAUGUGAGUUCGUUAUCAAAGAGGAAAAGAGAGAAGAGUUUGAUUUGCGACUAUAUAUAUUCCAUAAACUUCCUCGAGAUAUAUAUAUAUAUAUAUAUAUAUAUAUAUAUAUAUAUAUAUAUA
Vespa crabro (European hornet) is the source of this 6456-nucleotide messenger RNA. It is a transcript of the gene Galphas, whose product is annotated as guanine nucleotide-binding protein G(s) subunit alpha. The coding region runs from base 2402 to 3547 and encodes 381 amino acids. The transcript has 10 exons. Gene Ontology annotation, molecular function: GTP binding; G-protein beta/gamma-subunit complex binding; G protein-coupled receptor binding. The record is from RefSeq and is a predicted model, not a curated record. NCBI's taxonomy places the organism in Eukaryota, Metazoa, Arthropoda, Insecta, Hymenoptera, Vespidae. Gene Ontology annotation, cellular component: heterotrimeric G-protein complex. Gene Ontology annotation, biological process: adenylate cyclase-activating dopamine receptor signaling pathway; sensory perception of chemical stimulus.